Messenger RNA from Hypoxylon trugodes, 1986 nucleotides. RefSeq names its product GPR1/FUN34/yaaH family-domain-containing protein. The transcript is spliced from 3 exons. Bases 582 to 1454 code for a protein of 290 amino acids. Gene Ontology annotation, cellular component: plasma membrane. NCBI's taxonomy places the organism in Eukaryota, Fungi, Ascomycota, Sordariomycetes, Xylariales, Hypoxylaceae. Gene Ontology annotation, molecular function: acetate transmembrane transporter activity. The record is from RefSeq and is a predicted model, not a curated record.
CGUACCGUACCAAAGUACCUAGGUAGUGCAUGUACCUAAGUAUCUAAGUACGUACGUAGCUGUAUAGAGGGGAUCGCAUGAGGAUAAUAAGCUACAGUACUACAUUAGCUUAUACAACCCCUACAACCCUUAUACCACAUGCAGACUACCUAGGCAACAUAGGAACUACUCCGUAGACAAGAAGCUUAGCUCUUCUAUAUAGUGGACAUUCCUAGGUACAUAUAGUAAUUGCUAGGGUAGGUAGUUUAGGUACUAAAAAUUAUUAUUUUCUCCGUCUUCUUCUCUCCCCCGUUCCCCCAAUUGAACCCUCCAACCCUUCCACCCUCACCCCCCCAGGCGACCCAGGCUACCAGGCCAUUUCCCCAUUGCUUAAUAUUUCCUUCCGCGUUCUUAUUUAAGGCAUUGUCUUCCCCCAGCCUUGAUCCAAGUCCCCUUCCCCCUACUAGGACUCCUUUUUUUUGCUUAUUUCUUUUCCUUAGUCGCGGAGAAGAAGCAAAUCUUCGGAACUCAUUAAGCAGCAGUCAGUCAGUCAAUAGAAGGGAUCCACAACUUCAAUUAGCAAAGCAAGCAGCAACUUCGCGAUGGCUUCCAACGAACUGCACCAAGAGGUGCCCGCCGCUGAGAAGGGCAUCGGCGCUGGCGCCCCAGCUGCUACUACCGGCGUCAACAACACCAACGGUCUUACCGCCACCCAGCGCUACGAUUACGGCGGUAACCCGUUAUACCACGCUCAUUCCGGCCCAGACGAGCGUCUCCCCGCCUUCGGUGGUGAAUUUCAACCUGGUCUAUACAAAUCCAUCCAGCACCGCAAAUUCGCCAACCCUGCGCCUUUGGGUCUAUCCGCUUUCGCCCUGACCACUUUCGUCCUAUCCCUCGUCAACGUCGGCGCGCGCGACAUCACCGCGCAAAACAUCGCUUUGUCUCUAGCGUAUGGAUAUGGAGGUCUCGUGCAACUCUUAGCUGGCAUGUGGGAAAUGGCUGUCGGCAACACAUUCGGUGCCACUGCUUUGUCCUCGUACGGCGGCUUCUGGAUUUCCUUCGCGAUCGUGCUUACUCCCGGCUUCGACGUGUUGGGCGAUUACACGACUGAUGCGGAUAAGGCCUCGGUGCUCGGUUUCUUCCUAAUCGGAUGGUUCAUCUUCACCUUUAUCCUGCUACUGUGCACCCUGCGCUCGACCGUCAUGUUCUUCCUCCUAUUCCUCACCCUUGACCUUGCAUUCCUCAUGCUGGCCUGCGGAGAAUUCGCGAAGUCUAACGGUGCUACCAGCUCCGGUACCAAGCUCGGCCAGGCUGGUGGUGUCUUCGGUCUGCUAGCUGCGUUUUUGGCUUGGUAUAACGCCUUUGCUGGUAUCGCCGACUCUAGCAACUCAUUCUUUAUCAUCCCCGUCUUCCACUUCCCAUGGUCUGAGAAGGGCCGAGAAGCUCGUGCCAAGUCUGAGCGCGAGACCGCUUAAGUUGUUUUGGGUUACUUAAUAUAGCAGGCCAUCUGUUGUGUUUUUGAAAAAUGAAAAUGGGGAUCCAAAUAGUAGUUUUUCUUGGGUCUAAGUUUGGUAAUUCGCAGUAAAGCCGUGCGCGCGCACGGCGCGUUCUGUAAAUUGAGGACUAUGUUAUAUGAUACCUAUUAUUUGUUUACUACUUAAUGCUUGUAAUGCAAUUGUGGGAAGCUUCUUUUCGGGAUAUGAUAUCCGCGCUGAAUGAUGGGUGAAGAUAAAAAUACUUAAUGAAAGAGGAUGACAAAUAUUAUGGCCUGUCGGGGUUGUCGUAAUUGCUUUUGUGGUUUAUGAGGGAAUGCUAAUAUCUAACGAGCUACGCGCGACUUGAUUUUUCGGGACGUUGUCCGUUUCCAUGGCUUUAUAUUGAGCAGAGGCAUGCACCAAUUGUUAGGCAUAGGUGAGGAGGAAAGGUAUUGAAAAGCAUAGUGGUGGCUAUAUUUAUCCUUUUAUCUCCAAUCGUAAAAUGCAAUAUAUCCUCAUUCAUACCUGGUAA